GAAUACGGCAUCCUAUCCCCUACCUUCCUUUGAUUUCAAGAAAAUCUCUUUGCUUUCGAAAUAUCAAGAAGCCAAAUAUAUUCUCAAUCAGUAAAUAAUACGGAGUAAGGAGUACUCACCUCCUCAAAGUACUACAUUUCCGUACUCCGACACUUCCCAAUGGCGAGUCAUUUCCACACCACCUUUCCGAGCGCCGCCAUAUCUGCACCCCAGAGGCACCAUCUAGAGUAUACAUUCCACUCCUCCAUCACUCAAGAUCGUCUCUUGGGCCGGGGCAGGCUCAAACAGAUACGGAAGAGCUCAAAAAUUAAAGUAUCCGAUGGAGCAGACCUGUCCUACUUGGAUAUGUGGAAGACGGCGGUGGGUCGCGAGAGGAAGUCUCUGGAGUUUCAGAGGAUCGUGGAGAAUAGCGGAAAUGCCACCGAGGAGGAAGAGAGCCCGGAAGCGUUGGAGAGGAAGAGCAACGAGUUCAAGAAGAUUCUUGAAUUCCCCCCCGAGGAAAGGGACCAAAUUCAGAGAUUGCAAGUUAUUGAUCGUGCUGCAGCUGCGAUCUCAGCCGCUAGGGCACUGUUGAAGGAGAACCCUCGCCCGCAACUUGGAGCUUCAGGUGUAAUAGAAGUUCAGGGUGGUGAAAAUGAGGACAAUCAACAAGGGCUGCUAAAUGAGAGCUUAUCCGUCCCUCAAUCAGGAAAUACCAUUUCCAUAACGCCUGGCCCAAGCUUCUGGUCAUGGAUACCUCCUCCAGACAUAUCUCUUAAUGAUGAAAACAAACUAAAAGCAGAUGCCAAAUUAUCCGCAUCUCCAAACCUUACCAGUCCUGUGAUAGAGAAAGAGCGGUCAGCUGAAUUUCUGCCAAUACCAUUUGAAAGUGUCGUUUUGGGAAGUAGCAAAACCAGUCCUUCUCUCCCUCCUCUACAGUCACUCGUGGAGGUUGAUUUGGACACUUCAAUGUCAACUGUAGAGACACCUCCUGAACUUGGCGCCCAGUUUUCAACACACGCUGCUGAAGCUGUUCUUGCGCUGGAGCAGGUCAUAAGUGACGGUUCUUCCUAUGGAGUGAAUCCUGAUGGGUCAAAAUGGUGGAAGGAGACUGGAAAUGAACUAAGACCUGAUGGGGUUCUGUGUAAGUGGACAGUGAUGAGAGGAGUUAGUUCAGAUAAAUCUGUUGAAUGGGAAAAUAAGUAUUGGGAAGCUGCUGAUGAGCUCGGUUACAAGGAAUUAGGUUCUGAGAAAUCUGGACGUGACGCGGUGGGAAGUGUGUGGCGUGAAUAUUGGAAGGAGUCCAUGUCAGAGAGUAAUGGCCUUGUCCACAUGGAGAAAACUGCAGAUAAGUGGGGAAGGAAUGGGAGAGGUGAAGAGUGGCAAGAACAAUGGUUGGAGAAAUAUGAUGCUACUGGCCAAGCAGAGAAAUGGGCACAUAAGUGGUGCACCAUUGAUCCUAACACACCUCUUGAUGCUGGCCAUGCUCAUUUGUGGCAUGAGAGGUGGGGUGAGAAGUUUGACGGGCAAGGGGGAGCAAUGAAAUACACGGACAAGUGGGCUGAGAGGUGUGAAGGGGAUGGGUGGUCAAAAUGGGGAGACAAGUGGGACGAACACUUCGAUAACAAUGGUCACGGGGUGAAACAAGGGGAGACGUGGUGGGAAGGCAAGCAUGGCGAUAGAUGGAACCGCACAUGGGGGGAGGGGCACAACGGUUCGGGAUGGGUGCACAAGUAUGGGAAGAGCAGCAGUGGGGAGCAUUGGGACACUCAUGCACCACAAGAAACAUGGUACGAGAGAUUCCCGCAUUUUGGCUUCUAUCAUUGCUUUGAGAACUCUGUCCAACUCCGACAAGUGAAAAGGCCUUCUGAAUCGCCCUAAGUAGGGUUCUUUGUGAUGGAUUGUUGUUGUUGUAGCUUCUAUUAUACACAUAUUGUGGGAUUAAAAAUAAGAUGUGUGAUGAUUUUCAUUGCUUAAUGUUAGGCUUUGUUUGGUAAAAUAAAAUAAAUACUCAAUACCACAGCUUGUUUCCCGUAGUAUGAAAAUAUUUUUCCCCAGGUGGCAAAUAAAUUCAACUAUAUACUCCAGCCAAAGUUAAGCCUUAUAUUCAAAACAACAACAAAGGCCCUGUUUGCCUUUACAUUUUUUAUAUUGUACUCCCUCCAUUCCCCUAAAAUUGUCC
This is a messenger RNA of Cuscuta epithymum, 2161 nucleotides long. NCBI's taxonomy places the organism in Eukaryota, Viridiplantae, Streptophyta, Magnoliopsida, Solanales, Convolvulaceae. The record is from the annotation of a GenBank genome assembly.